Bufo gargarizans (Asiatic toad) is the source of this 3488-nucleotide messenger RNA. It is a transcript of the gene TYROBP, whose product is annotated as transmembrane immune signaling adaptor TYROBP. Gene Ontology annotation, molecular function: signaling receptor binding. The transcript has 5 exons. The record is from RefSeq and is a predicted model, not a curated record. Gene Ontology annotation, biological process: positive regulation of natural killer cell activation; neutrophil activation involved in immune response; positive regulation of microglial cell mediated cytotoxicity. Gene Ontology annotation, cellular component: cell surface. Lineage: Eukaryota; Metazoa; Chordata; Amphibia; Anura; Bufonidae. The coding region runs from base 223 to 537 and encodes 104 amino acids.
AACACACAACUUCCUCUUGAAAGGGCAUACAUUAACACAUAGAUCUGUUUCACAAUGAAAAGUCAGCUUUAAAACAGUUGUGGAGGGGAUACUGCCUGGAUCUAUCGAUGAGCAGUCAAUGUCAGGGUGAAGACACGAUCCUGAAGACUGGACGACUCCAGACCAAAGAUCAGUAACACAUCAUAAGAUCUGCCAACAUAGGAUAUAUCCCAUCGAAGAGAGAUGUCCUGGCCAGUCCCAGCCUUGUUCUUGAGCCUAAUGAUGUUUGGUACUGCGUUUGCACAAGAAGUUGCAGGAUGUGGAAAUUGUUUUCAGCUCAAUACUGUAACCAUCAUUGGAAUUGUGAUCUGUGACGCCAUCAUAACCCUAGUGAUUGCAGGCAUGGCAUUCUGGAUAUCUACCAAGAUUCAAAAAAAGAAAUACCAGGAAAGACUGAGAAAACUGAAAACCCUUUCUCCAGUGAAUGAAUCCCCAUAUGAGGAGCUGCAUGGACAAAGGGUGGAAGUUUACAAUGAUCUAAAUUCAUUUCGCACUUGACUUUUGGACUCUUUUAAUAACCUAUUAAAACCUUCUCUGCUUAGAGACUAUUUCUUGGCACCGCUAUCACUUGCAUAGAAGAUCUUCCUUCAAAAUUUUAGACCUUGACAAUAUUCUUCUCAUUGAUAUAAAAAAAAUAUCAAGAGGUGUGAAAAACUAGAUGGUUCCAGCUCUCUCUAUAUGUAGCAUUAUUACUUCUGCUUUAUUCUCCAUCUUAGGUUUUUAUAAAGAAAGUUCUAUCAGGAAGGCAAGCCAAUAUCUUCUUCAUCAUAUAAUUUACCAUGGUAUUGGGCCUUGAGGACAUAUGUUCAUCAUUACUGUAAUUUAGACUAAAUGGGAGCGUUUUUUUGUUGUCAGAGGUGUAACUUGGUGUAACUUGGUGCUCUCAGACCAUAAUGGAAAAUUCAUAGCAGGCCACCUACCUACCGUGUGCAGUUUAUAAUAAUUGUUAUGCAGCAGAGGGGCUUUUGGUCCCUUUAGGUUCCAAGGGGUAGGUGUAAUUGCUAUUUAUGCCCCCUAAAGCUUCUGAACUUCUAAAAUGUCACUGGCCCUGGAAUCACUUGGACAGAAUGUUAUCUCAUGGUAUAUCAACCUAAGCAGAAGACAGUCGUAUAUUGGAUAGUAUGUGCAAUACAUGUAGUGAAGGAAUUGCUAACAUAGAUGGUGAUGGGGAAGUAUACAGAAUUAGGGAUCCAUUUAGAUUAAUUGAUAUUGAGAGGUUCACACUAUAUCGUGAUGGACACAGAGGGUUCACUACCUACUGGGUCACCCAGUCCCAGUAUACAGGGGAUUAAAAAUCAAGGAAAAUAUAGUAGGUACUCCUCUUACUGGUUUUGCAUGAAACUUAAAUUAAGUUUCAUGCAAAAUGAUUAAGUUUCAUGCAAAACCAGUAAGAGGAGUGCCUACUAUUUUUUCAUUGAUUAGAGACUUAUUUAUAGAUAUUCUAUGCACAUCUCCUCCCUUACUCAUCUCACAACCAAAACCACUUACCCCUCCACUCCACUUGUUCACCUCUUCCCUCAAGUCUCAAGACAACUGCUUUCUCUAAAGGGCUUGUGUGGGAUGAUUAAAGGUUUCAAAGAAGCCCCGGAGUGAUAUAAAAUAAAUAAUAUGGGUAUACUCACCACUUUCUGCAAUGCCAGUCUCUGCAUCGCCAGAGCGGUCCUCCUGCCACCGCAUGUUUAAAACUGCAGCGUGCUGGUAUACGGCACAUGAUGGCCACAGCCAAUUACUUUCUUCAAUGGCAAAUCUCUAAGGGCAGUGAUUGGCUGCAGUGCUCACGUGUCAUCAACGCUGUGCUAUGUAAACUUGUAACGUCAGGAGGACAAGAUUGGCAAAACAGAGAAUGUUCAGAUGACCAUUCCCCCAUUUUUUAUUUUACAACAUUUGGGCUAUUGUCUGAAAUUUUUUUAACUAUCUCCGAUGACCCAUUUAAGUGUCUACAUAGGGUAACCAAUGAAAUAAACCUUUAGCCCUUACAGUAAUAUGUACAGUUCCAACCUGUCCCCUUUGUAAUAUCCUGAUUCUGUCUUUUACCAUCACUUUGUACAAAACCAUCAUCUCUUCUCCUUUUUGCACCUCUUCGUCUCCUCUGUUCCCCAUACUUUUGCUAUCCUCCCUCUGAAUUCUCUCGACUUCUCCUCUAUUUUCCUCAUCUUUUCUCCUUUUCCUCUCUGUUCUUAUAUUCUCCUUUCAUCUUCUCUCCUGUGUCUCACCUCCCCUAUCUCCUUUCCUCCUCUUCUCUUUUUUUUUUAUCUUCUCUCCUCUCUUCUAUAGUCUUUCCACUCUUCUCUUUUCUCCUGUUUCUCACCUCCCCUCUCUCUUCUCCGACUCCUCCUUUCCUCUUCUUUUAUCUUCUCUCCUCUCUUUUCUCCUGUUUCUCGCUUCCCCUCUCUUCUCUCCCUCUUCUCUUCUUUUACCUUCUGCCCUCUCUUGUAUCUUCUCUCUUCGCUCCUGUUUCUCACCUCCCGUCCCUCCUCUCCUCUUUUAUUUUCUCUCCAGUUUUUCCCCUCUCUUCUCUCCUUAUCCUCCUUUUCUCUUCUUUCCUCUUCUGUCCUCUCUUCUAUCUUCUCUUUUCCCUCCUGUUUCUCACCUCCCCUCUCUCCUCUCCUCUUUACUUUUUUUUUUAUCUUUUAUCCUCUCUUCUCUCCUGUCUAUCACCCCUCUUCUAUCCUUUCCUCUCAUUUUAUCUUCUUUCCUCUCUUCUCUCCUGUUUCUCACCUCACCUCUUUCUUAUAUUCUGCCCUCUCUCCUCUCCUACUCCUCCUUGCCUCUUCUCUUUUCUUCUUUUAUCUUCUCGCCUCUCUUCUAUAUUUUCUCAUGUCUUCUGCUCACCAAUAUUUAUGUCUCUCUUCACAUCUAGCUCUUUUCUCUCCUCACUUUCAUCUCGAUGACUUUCCCUAUGCCUCUCCCCCCUUCCUGAAUUUCACACCACAGGUCAUUCAACACUCUUUUAGCCUUCAUGCCUUAAAAAGAUUGUACAGAUUAGGAAUUAUGGCUGCUUUUCUCCAAAAACAGCAAUGUUCCUUCCCACAGGUUGUUUGUGGUAUUAGAGCUUGUCUCUAUUUACUUUCAAGGAGCAGAGCUGCAAUGGCAUAUCCAGUCUAUGGUCAGUGGUGGUGCCUUUUCUAGUAGAAGACAUCAAUGUUUUUCUAAUCCUGCUUAAAAUGUGGUUAAAAACCUUUCUAAGUUAUGUCUCCCAAUUAUUAUCUAAGAAUAUAAACUUCACAAAGCUUGCCCUUGAUACCUAUAUUGGCACCAUCACCUCCAAAAGUGCAACUUUCACUCCCCAACCUAUUAUCUCCAUUCCCAACACCCAUUUGUUAUCAACUCAUAUGAACCAGUCUCUUCUAUUGUAUUUUGUUAAUGUUAUAUCUGAUGCUUUGAUAACUUUAUAUUCUUGUACAGAUCUUCAGAUAUCACUAUAUAUUAAAAAGAACUGUAAGACAUGA